Messenger RNA from Linderina pennispora, 956 nucleotides. RefSeq lists its product as uncharacterized. The coding region runs from base 122 to 829 and encodes 235 amino acids. The record is from RefSeq and is a predicted model, not a curated record. Lineage: Eukaryota; Fungi; Kickxellomycota; Kickxellomycetes; Kickxellales; Kickxellaceae. The transcript has a single exon.
CCACACGCAUCUUUUCUUUUGCAUUUUUCUUUAUACACACACAUCCGUAAGGCUAUAGCUGGACUACUAUCCUACCCAUCUAGAUAUCCGCAGACUAUCAGGCACGCUCAAUAUCCGAACAAUGAAGACCUCCAUCGUUUUUGCUUCUAUCUUCGCCACCGCAUCUAUGGCCAGCCCUGCUGGAGCGUAUGGCUAUUCCUCCGCCGGGAUCCCACCCACUGACACUGGUGUCUACUCAAGCGCAGUGGCAUCGAGCAACGUAUAUACCAAUGUUGGCAGCGCAGUUACCACUGCAGCCGAAUCGUCUGCAUAUGCGACUGGUGAGAGUCCCGCCCCUGCGACCUCUACUGGCGCAUACACCGAUGCUACCAACGUGAUCACUACUAGUGAUACUUUAGGCCCCGAGGAUUCGAGCAAUGUCUAUACUAGCGUCGCCAGUGCUGCUACUACAGCCGAGCCGUCGGCAUAUGUGACUGGUGAGAACCCCACCCCUGAGGCCUCUGGCGGCGCAUACACCGAUGUUGCCAGCGGGGUUACUUCCGCUGGAGGUAGUAGUUAUCCAACAGACGGCCCAGCUACAUCUGUCGAGGAUGACUGCGAGGGAGGUGACACUAUUGAUCUUCCGUCCAACCUUCCGUCAGAUGUGGUUGAGUUGAUUCAAAGCAAGAUUGACCAGAUCAAAAAGAACUGCGGGCAUCGGGGGCGCUGCCGUGGACAGCCAAGGCACAGCAGGGCUCAUCCGUCGAUGACACGGGAUUUGAACAACUACAGCCAAGGCAAUACUGUCCCCACAGGCGGCGCUUACAACACUUACGAGCCUGUCUACUAGUGAGUCCUGAUCUCAGUAUACGGUGCAUGUUUACAGACUUCAACUGGACUCUGUAGUUUUUCAACGGAAUGAGGUCUCACUGCUUUGUAGAUGCAUUGGCAAUAAACUUUUAUGAAGACCUCUUUAA